AUGGUCAGAGACUACAGUCAUACUACUAGAGCUGGUCAGAGACUGCACACCUAGAUCAGGAGAAGAUCAGAGACAGCAGACACACUUCAGGAGAUGGUCAGAGACUGCAGUCAUACUUCCAGAGAAGAUGGUCAGAGACUGCAGACAUACUUCAGGAGAUGGUCAGAGACUGCAGACAUACUUCAGGAGAUGGUCAGAGACUGCAGAAACACUUCAGUAGAUGGUAAGAGACUGCAGUCAUAUUAUCAGAGAAGGUCGGAGACCUCAGACAUACUUCAGAAGAUGGUCAGAGACUGCAGACAUGCUUCAAGAAAC
Messenger RNA from Staurois parvus, 315 nucleotides. The record is from the annotation of a GenBank genome assembly. Lineage: Eukaryota; Metazoa; Chordata; Amphibia; Anura; Ranidae.